GAGCGCGCGGGAAAGAGACCCUUUUAAACUGUGGCGGGAACGUCAUUUUCGGGUUCUUGUUCAGUUAAGACAUCCGCAGCUGGGGCGUUGGUGCGAAUUGUCUCUUGCUGUGUGAACAUGGUGCGGACCAAAGCAAACUACGUCCCGGGAGCCUACAGAAAAGUGGUGGCUUCUCGAGCCCCCAGGAAGGUGCUUGGCUCCUCCACCUUUGUCACCAAUUCUUCAUCGUGCUCGUCGAGAAAAGCUGAAAAUAAGUAUGCAGGAGGGAAUCCAGUUUGUGUGCGCCCAACUCCAAAGUGGCAAAAAGGCAUUGGAGAAUUUUUCAGGCUGUCUCCUAAAGAUCCUGAAAAAGAGAACCAGGUUCCUGAGGAAGCAGGAUGCAGUGGCUUAGGAACAUCGAAAAGAAAAGCAUGUCCUUUGCAACCUGACCACCCAGAUGACGAAAAUGAAUAGAACUUACUCAUCUGCAUAAUGUCUUCAGUUUACUUAGGUAUUCUGGGAUGUAAAUUUGGGUAGAUGUGUUUGUUUAUUUGACUUGUUGAUUACACAUUCAUGUAGCCAUUCAAAACAACUGGCUGUAAAAAGGGAGGAUUUUUAUAAUUUGUAAAUUAUAAUUGCAUACUCGAAUUUAUAAUGUAAUAAGAUGCUUCUUUUACCUGUUAAGUUUCUUGCUAAAAUCAACAUUGCAUGAUGUUCUAAUUACUAAUCUACCGUCUUUGAGAUUUGCUUAGAUCUAUGUACCAAUACCAUAUUAUGGACACUUCAUUAUUGAAAUAGUGCCAAAUUGUUAUGGCUUGUUUGCUUUAAAAACUUAACUUAGUCUUUUUCACAUUAAAAAAAAAUCAGUAUUAACU
Molecule: messenger RNA, 854 nt
Organism: Microtus ochrogaster (prairie vole)
Lineage: Eukaryota; Metazoa; Chordata; Mammalia; Rodentia; Cricetidae
Gene: Pclaf
Product: PCNA clamp associated factor
Biological process (GO): translesion synthesis; regulation of cell cycle
Cellular component (GO): nucleus
Molecular function (GO): chromatin binding
Source: RefSeq, a predicted model, not a curated record